UGUUCCGAAAGCUUUAUGUAUAUAAUAAUCAGACACUUUGAAAGCACAAUAAAAAUGUUCUUACAGGAAGGUGAGGCGUCUUGCAGUUCUUGGGAUGGCAAAGGAAAUCUAACAUGGACGACGUCCGGCUGUGAGACAGUAAAAAUCGACAAUAACACAAUAAAGUGCUUGUGUUCACAUCUGACGUUCUUUGCAGUGCUGAUGUCUCCUCCAGAUGUAAAUCCAAACAUCACAGCUUCGUAUGUGGAAUCAUUGAGCUUCAUCUCUUCUAUCGGCUGUGGCAUCUCCAUGUUUUUUCUAUCCGUCGCUCUGUUCAUGCAUUUCCUAUUACGGAAAGCCAAAUCAAAUCAAGCCACGAAGAUCUUGAUAAACAUGUUUGUGGCUUUGUUUCUCCUGAAUUUAUCCUUUUUGUCAAACGAGAGCGUCGCCAACACAGAAGACAAGGCUGCGUGUGUCUUCAUAGCGCUGCUCAUGCAUUACUCAAUGCUGGCUACAUUCACCUGGUUCUUCAUUCAAGCUCUUCAUAUGUACUUAUGGCUCAUCAGACAGAACGUCACCAUCACAAACUACAUGAGGAAGAUCAUUGUGUUCGGCUGGAGUUUUCCGGCUCCGAUAGUUGUAGCUGUUGUUUCAAUAGGAGGAUAUAAAAUGAAUGUAAAAACUCGAAUGUGCUGGAUUACAGAUCCUUUAAUUCACUACAUAGUGAACAUUGGCUACUACGCUUUAGUCUUCAUCUUCACAACAGGAAUCUUCAUCAUGAUCGUCACUAAGAUUGUCCAAGCCCGGCACAUAAGAGCGCCUGACGGCAAGAGAAAGACGUUCAGAAAGCAGCUCAUGAUGGUGUUGAGCUUGUUCCUGCUCUUCGGCCUGACGUGGGCUGUGGCGUUCUUCAGUUAUGGACCGAUGCUCAUCCCCUCAUAUUACAUCUUCACCGUGUUGAACUCGUUUCAGGGGUUUUUCCUCUUCCUGUAUUACUACCACAUUCACAAAGACAUUGAAGGUAAUUUCUCUGAUGAUCCAGGAAGCUCCGGCUCCACCACAACCAUCGUUCAAUCCAGAGAUAAUGCUGUGGAAAAUGUUUAUAAUGAGCAUAAUUAA
Messenger RNA from Rhinichthys klamathensis goyatoka, 1098 nucleotides. RefSeq names its product adhesion G-protein coupled receptor G2-like. The transcript is spliced from 7 exons. Gene Ontology annotation, cellular component: membrane. Bases 16 to 1098 code for a protein of 360 amino acids. The record is from RefSeq and is a predicted model, not a curated record. Gene Ontology annotation, biological process: adenylate cyclase-activating G protein-coupled receptor signaling pathway; cell surface receptor signaling pathway. Gene Ontology annotation, molecular function: G protein-coupled receptor activity. Lineage: Eukaryota; Metazoa; Chordata; Actinopteri; Cypriniformes; Leuciscidae.